Molecule: messenger RNA, 4223 nt
Organism: Pipistrellus kuhlii (Kuhl's pipistrelle)
Lineage: Eukaryota; Metazoa; Chordata; Mammalia; Chiroptera; Vespertilionidae
Gene: GDF11
Product: growth differentiation factor 11
Exons: 3
Coding region: 62-1375 (437 amino acids)
Biological process (GO): SMAD protein signal transduction
Cellular component (GO): extracellular region
Molecular function (GO): growth factor activity; cytokine activity
Source: RefSeq, a predicted model, not a curated record
CCCCCUCCCCGCGGGACUCCGGCGUCCCCGCCCCCCAGCGCUCCCUCCCCUCCCCUCCAGCAUGGUGCUCGCGGCCCCGCUGCUGCUGGGCUUCCUGCUCCUCGCCCUGGAGCUGCGGCCCCGGGGGGAGGCGGCCGAGGGGCCCGCGGCGGCGGCGGCGGCAGCGGCGGCGGCGGCGGCCGGGGCCGGGGCCGGGGCCGGGGGGGAGCGCGCGUCCGCGGCGCCCGAGCCCGACGGCUGCCCGGUGUGCGUGUGGCGGCAGCACAGCCGCGAGCUGCGCCUGGAGAGCAUCAAGUCGCAGAUCCUGAGCAAACUGCGGCUCAAGGAGGCGCCCAACAUCAGCCGCGAGGUGGUGAAGCAGCUGCUGCCCAAGGCGCCGCCGCUGCAGCAGAUCCUGGACCUGCACGACUUCCAGGGGGACGCGCUGCAGCCCGAGGACUUCCUGGAGGAGGACGAGUACCACGCCACCACGGAGACUGUCAUCAGCAUGGCCCAGGAGACGGACCCUGCGGUGCAGACAGAUGGCAGCCCUCUCUGCUGUCAUUUCCACUUCAGCCCCAAGGUGAUGUUCACGAAGGUACUAAAGGCCCAGCUGUGGGUGUACCUCCGGCCUGUGCCCCGCCCAGCCACAGUCUACCUGCAGAUCUUGCGGCUGAAACCCCUAACCGGGGAAGGGACUCCUGGGGGAGGGGGGGGAGGCCGCCGUCACAUCCGUAUCCGAUCACUCAAGAUUGAGCUGCACUCCCGCUCCGGCCACUGGCAGAGCAUCGACUUCAAGCAAGUGCUACACAGCUGGUUUCGCCAGCCACAGAGCAACUGGGGCAUCGAGAUCAACGCCUUCGAUCCCAGUGGCACAGACCUGGCUGUCACCUCUCUGGGGCCAGGAGCCGAGGGGCUGGUGAGCAGGGAGCCUGAGAUGGUGGCGGAUAUGUGUAACCUGAACCUGAGGAGCACCCUUUCAUGGAGCUUCGCGUCCUGGAGAACACAAAGCGGUCCCGGCGGAACCUGGGCCUGGACUGCGAUGAGCACUCGAGCGAGUCCCGCUGCUGCCGAUACCCCCUCACCGUGGACUUCGAGGCUUUCGGCUGGGACUGGAUCAUCGCACCGAAACGCUACAAGGCCAACUACUGCUCGGGCCAGUGCGAGUACAUGUUCAUGCAAAAGUAUCCGCACACCCACCUGGUGCAACAGGCUAAUCCGAGAGGUUCUGCUGGGCCCUGCUGUACUCCCACCAAGAUGUCCCCAAUCAACAUGCUCUACUUCAAUGACAAGCAGCAGAUUAUCUACGGCAAGAUCCCUGGCAUGGUGGUGGAUCGCUGUGGCUGCUCCUAAGGUGGGGGACAGAGGAUCCCUCCUCCACAGACCCUACCCCUAGAUCCCAGCCCUGACCCCCUUCCCCCACAGGCCCUAGAUCUCCCUCCACCUCUUCUCAUGAGCAUCACAUCUUGUUCCCUGCCCAAGCAGUGUGCAAUACAAUAGAGGGAGGCAGGUGGGGAUUGAAGGGUGAGGGGUUUGGGGGAAAAGGAGAAGAGGAGGGGACAGGUCAGGUGAGGAGUGUUUGAGGUUUGCAGGUGAGAAGGUUUCACAAGAAGACAGAGAGGCAUAGAGACAGAGGUAGAGCAGAGGGAUAGAGACAGGAGCACUAAGAGCAGCAGUGAGAAGGCGAAGGGAUGGAGAGGCAGGGGAGAGAGACUAGGCAGAGAUACUGAGGAAGAGACGGAAAGGGAGUAAUAAGAGAAGGCACCAUACCAAGCCUCCUUUCAUCCACGGGCAAGGUGAGGGGCUUGGUAUGUUCUGGGGAGACUCCCCGACUACCAUUUUCAAUAGGAAAGGAAAUCAAAAAAUCCAUUCUUAGUUCUUCUCUUUCUCUCUCUAGCAGUGGCCAGGGGAAAGGAAGUGAGAGCAGGAGCAAAAGUGAGGAUUUUGGAAUUUUAUUUAUUUAUUUAUUGUGACUUUUCAUUUUUUGGUAUUUGGCUUUACUGAAAUAGAAGGGCCCCUGUUCACUGUGCCCCAUUUGUCCCUUAUUCCCUAAACCCUGUCCUCCCUCAAUACCCACCUACUUAAGCACUUGUGUAAAGCCUCCAGGGUUGGGAAUGGGAGUAAAGGACAAGAGGGCUGACAUAUGGUGAAGCUUCCAAUCCAUAAUCACCCUACUUAAUUGACCUUCCUGAGCCAAAGGGGUGGAACUGAAUUCCAGCGGUCACGGAAACAGUAAGCGGUUAGGGUUUAGGAGCUGGGGGAGCCAGCCGUCAGCAUCCAGAAUCUAUGAGAGCCACUAAACCAACCCUCAGGUUCACCCUCAUAGUACUGUUAUUUACCCAGAGGGUGUGGUCUGUUUAGGCCCCAACUCCCUCCAGCCAAGAGAGAGACCAAAGAGCCUGUGGAAUGCCCUUGCUCCCAGCCUCUAUCUUCAGGUCAAUGAAGAGAGUAGAGAGAGUUCUGGGAAGGAUUAGGAAGGGUUAAGAAAGGAGUAGUGAGGAGGCUGAUGAUUACAAGGCAUCUGAAUCCAAAUUACUGCUCUGGGCUAAGGAAUAGAGCCAGCAGGCCAAGGUGGAAGGGAUUGGGGUGGGGGGGCAUUUUAGACCCUCAACCCCAAAGCUCAGGUUGGAAGUGGGAAGAAUAAGGGAGCAGAGUGUCUAUAAUUAUUUUUAUGUUUUAUUCUUGGAAUCUAGCAGUACCUGGCAGCAGGGAUAGGGACAAUACAGUGGUAAAAGCAUCUGACAAGGCCAAUUAGAGCAGAGGACGGGGACGGAGACUCCCCGGCUGGUUUAGAAGGCUGGGACGCAGGCAGGGAUUGGUUACCACUCCAAGUCACUAGCUGGGCCUAUUCAUUCCUCCCACAAUCCUGACCCACCCUUCUCUGGACUCACUGUGCCUCAGUUUCUUCCCCUCGAUGGAAUGAAAAAUAGCAGCACCCGCCACAGCCAAGAGAUGAAUUCUGAGCACUUACCACGGGCACUUUAUGGACAUAAAAUACCUCUCGCUGUGGGAUAACCAGGGCACCAGAGCAGUGGUGAAGAGAUGUGAGGCUUAGAGGAGUCGCAGGCUUGAGUACAGUUCCCCUCUGCCUCCCAGCUGGACAGUGCCUGAAGCCAAGGAGCCAAGAAUCUCCUGAUCCACACCUAUCCAUACCUCACCAUCAGACUUCUUGGCUCCAGGCAAGAGCCUAGAGGGUCAGGAGAGGAGGGGGAAAGAACCUUCAGUAAAAUUGUUAUCCUUAAGUAGAGCCAGUAGUGAUGGUUCUUGAUACAAACAGUACUGAACAAGGUUAAUCCAAGCUGGAGGGCUGACCAGGAAGGCUUGUUUUUCCCAAGAGCAUGACUCUCCCCCCUGGUCCAGCCAGUGGAAGGGGCAGAGGUUUGUGACCACUUGGGGAAGGCAGUGUUGGAGAGCUUUAGUAUCUUGUUCCCAUUCGUGUGGUGAAAGUGAGAUACGGUGUUUCAGUAUAGGAAUGGGCAGGGCUGUUAAGCGUUUCAACUCGCCUCCUUGCAUACAGCAGCUAUGUUAACCCCCAGGCUCUCCUCCCUGACUAUUCUUUAUCCUUCCUUGUGGCCCUAUCUUGGAGAACUUUUUCUCGGUGGAAGGAGAGGAACAGAGAAGUGAAGAACAGAAGAUGCCUUCUUGGCACUGGCUGGGGUUUGGCAAUAGGCAUCAAAUGAUUUCCCUCUUCAAAUUCUAUAGAGUUGGGGCAUCAGAUUUGGGGACACUUAGAAUAUGUCCCUUUACCACCACCACAUAAAGACCAUGGGGGGAGGGCCUUUCUCUUAUGAACAUAAAUCUGUGAGUUGAAGUCUCCUUUCCUUGGUCCUUCCCACUGCCAAAAAGGCCGGGGAGCAUAGCCCAGUGGCCUAGUGGGAACUAGCACCCCCCUCCCACCUUAUGAUGUGUGUGGACCUCACCAGUGCCCUCAGAUCAUAAUUAGUGUAAUUAUUAUUUACUUUGUGUAUUUGUUACACUGUGUGUGUGAUUGCCUUUGUUUGUUAAGGGUGUCUGAGGAGUAUGGGGCCCAAGGGCACUGGAAGGUCGGGAAAGGACUUUUUCACUGAGAUCAAGGAUUCCUGGAGGGAACCAUUGCAAAAAAGGCCAUCAGGCAGUUUUCAAGUUAUGUGACAGAGGGCAAAGAUGGCCAUAGGGUGCUCUGAGUUUUGGGAUGUCACAUGACACAAUCCAGCACUUGAACCUGAAAAAAGAAAAAUAAAAGCAGUCAAAGAAUUUAGAAUUCA